CCAGCCCGUCCGCCCGCGGCACGUGCGGGCGCCCCCUGGCGGUUCGCGCGGACAGAAGCACGUGCGGCUGCAAGCCGGAGCAAAGCGACGCGCUUCCUUCCCUUCCCGCCGCAGCCUCAGCCUCAGCCCCGCGGCCACCAUGAGUCAGGCUCGCGGAGAACAAGGAGCGCGCGGAGCUUAGCGCAAAGCGCUUGGCAAAGGGAAGGGCGGAAGUGCAGGCGAUUAGCCGGGGAGCGCACCACAUCCUGCCUCUCUCUCAGCCCUUUGAACUCCUGGAUAGGCCGUAAUUAGGAGGGCUCAGCCGGUGCCCUACCUGCUUGCUCCAGCUCUUGAAGCCUUGUUUUGAAGUGUUGAUCCAACAGAUUUGAAGAGCUUUGCUGAAGCUUGUGUGGGCUGAAGAGAAAGGAAACAAGGUGAGAGCGGGAGGCGGCGAUGGGAAGGAGAGCGAGCUUAGGUAUAAAUAGCCCCGCAGUCCUGUCCACGGCUCCGCAAGUCUCUCUCUCACGGUCAGUCUCUUGCAAAGACUGCCUCGCUCGGCUUCAACGCUCCAGCACCACUUAACUAACAGCCAGAGCUGCAGCACCCCUUGGGCACAGGUUUGCCUGUCUGAAGGAUGGACGCAGUCUGGCUGCUGGCACUCAGCUGCAUCUGUUCCCCGCUGGUAGCCCUGGUCCUGGACUCCAACACCAUCAAGAGCGCUGCAGAAGUGCACGGCCCCAAGACGAGCUCACCAUGCAUGACAGACAAAGACUGCAAUGCAAGCAAAUUCUGUCUCACUCCUCAGGAUGGCAUGCCUUUCUGCUCUACCUGCCUUGGGUUACGGAGAAGAUGCCAGCGCAGUGCUAUGUGCUGCCCAGGGUCUAUUUGUCUAAAUGACAUUUGCAGCCGGGCUGAAGAAGUUAACCGAACGGAGGGAAGGAGGACUGAUGAGCAGGAUGGUUCUGAGCUGGAGUGGACAACCCAGCAUCAGAGCCAAGAAAACUCUUCCAAGAAAGUAAAUGUCACCUCUCAACAUAGCAAAGGUCAAGAGGGAGACAGCUGCCUCCGGACAUCAGACUGCACCACAGGGCUUUGCUGCGCUCGCCAUUUCUGGACCAAGAUCUGCAAGCCAGUUCUCCACGAGGGGCAGGUCUGCUCUCGACGGGGACACAAAGAUGUUGCUCAAGGGCCAGAAAUCUUCCAGCGCUGCGACUGUAGCCCUGGCCUGACUUGCCGUGUGCUGCUCGCUGGGAUUCCCCAACGAUCACGCUUAAGUGUUUGCCAGAAAAGCUAAAUUACCAUUAAAAUGCUCAAAGCCAGAGGAGAGAGGAGGAGGGACUCACCCUCUAACUCCAGAGCAACUUGUGCACUAUUCUGUAAAAUCAUCCCUAAACUUCCGCAGACAAACACUUAGAACAUUCACUUUUAAGAGGUGGGCACCCUGUUCUCUCCUCCUCCGUUUCUAUGCCCUGAGGGUCCUGCCAUACCCACCACUAAACCCUGGUGGGCUGACCUAGAGCCCAGGGACAUUUUGGGCGGAGUGGGGAAGUCCUUUGGUAAAGUUUCUGUUCCAGCAUCUGACUCCAGGUGCCAAGGUAAGGAAAUAAAAACAUCAUGUUCACCCAGA
Molecule: messenger RNA, 1606 nt
Organism: Alligator mississippiensis (American alligator)
Lineage: Eukaryota; Metazoa; Chordata; Crocodylia; Alligatoridae
Gene: DKK4
Product: dickkopf WNT signaling pathway inhibitor 4
Exons: 4
Coding region: 614-1273 (219 amino acids)
Biological process (GO): negative regulation of canonical Wnt signaling pathway; multicellular organism development
Cellular component (GO): extracellular region
Molecular function (GO): co-receptor binding; receptor antagonist activity
Source: RefSeq, a predicted model, not a curated record